Molecule: messenger RNA, 4661 nt
Organism: Scophthalmus maximus (turbot)
Lineage: Eukaryota; Metazoa; Chordata; Actinopteri; Pleuronectiformes; Scophthalmidae
Gene: pald1a
Product: phosphatase domain containing paladin 1a
Exons: 20
Coding region: 240-3062 (940 amino acids)
Source: RefSeq, a predicted model, not a curated record
AUUGAAAGGUUUGCUGGUCUAAUAUCCUGUGAUGAGUGAACAUGUUGCAGCCGUGGAGACCAAAGUGCCCAGGAUCCUGGAAUAAGAUGAGCAGUGUUGCUAGGAAGGCAAGUUGCAUUGCACUGUGGACUCUUUUUUUUUUUUUUUUGUGGAUGUUCCUGAUUCUUGAUGCGUUGAGAGAUCGUCUCAGCGUUACAAACGUGAUACCCGUCGCUCUUGAACCCCUGCAUCUCCUGUGAAUGAAGAGUGCUCCGCAUCCUUCCUCGGGGCCACCAGCAGAUGCAUCCUGCAGCUGCAUGCUUCUUCCUGUCUGCACUCAGGCCCUUUUGUCUGAAGACGUUGCUACAGCGAAGUUGGGACACCGGCUGAAUUUAAAUGGGGGCAGCUCUGAAUGGAGGAACGCUAGUAGGGCUGGCAGGAGACUCCAGUUUCCAAGCUGCUUGUGGAGCAUGGGUACAACUGCCAGUGCCGCACCGCAGCCGGUUUCCGUAGCGUCGCCCCUCGAGGGUGUCCAUGGCAACGGGAUGGCCGACAGCAGGCAGUCUCUUAGCAUGAGCCCCUUUCAGACAGUCAACAUCCACAACAACAAGGCCAAGUCCAUUAUCACCAACAAAGUCGCACCUGUCGUCAUCACAUAUAAUUGCAGACAGGAAUUUCAGAUUCACGAUGACAUCCUCAAGACCAACUACAAGCUCGGUCGGAUAUCGGACACUAUGCCCGAGCACUACCUGGUGCAGGGGGAGUACUUCUUGGUCCAGGACGUGUACAGCAAGGCAGAUGUCCUGAAUACCACGGCCAGCUACGGGGCCCCCAACUUCCGUCAAGUCAAGGGAUCCUACCCGCUGUAUGGGAUGGGUCAGCCGAGCCUGAAAGGCUUCAGACAGGUCCUCCAGCGGCUCCAGGGGCAAGGACACCAGGAGGUUAUAUUCUUCUGUGUAAGAGAGGAGCCGGUGGUUUUCCUGCACAAGGAUGACGACUUUGUGCCGUACACCCCCAGGAGGAAGGAAAACCUACACGAGAACCUACAUGGCCUGGAAAAGGAGGUGCUGGUGGAGAGCCUGGAGCUCACCAUCAGGAAGGAGCUCCACGACUUCGCCAAGCUCAAUGAAAAUAUCUUCUACGUCUACAAUGACAUUGAGUACUUUAAAGACGAGCCGCAGAAGAUCUUCAUCACGUGCGAGGAGGACAUCCAUGUGACUGAAGAGGUCUACAAGAGGCCCAUGUUCACCAUGCCGACCUACAGAUACUACAGGUUACCAUUGCCAACGGAGGGAUCACCAUUGGAAGAAGACUUUGACGCGUUUAUUAACAUACUCCGGGAGAGCCCCAGUCUGUGUCUGGGCCAUGAUGUGUCCCGGCCGCUGCCUGCGCUGCUCUUCAGCUGCCAGGUGGGCGUCGGCCGCACCAACCUCGCCAUGAUCCUGGGCACACUGGUCAUGAAUCGCCUGAGGGGUGAUUCACAACUGCCGUCUCCAGUCAAAGAGGCAGCAGCUUCAGAGCCCAAACCACUUUUCCAGGGGAUCCAGUCUCUAAUCAGCAAGCUGCCUAAUGGACAGCAGGUCAUGGAAGAGGUCGACCAAGCAAUUGCCCUGUGUUCAGAAAUGCACAACAUAAAAGAAGCAAUAUAUGAGAACAAGAGUAAACUGGAAGGGAUUGGUGAGGAUUAUCAAAUACAGGGAAGCAGUACCAAAGACUACUUUUUCAACCGAACCAUGCAGAGCUUGGAGCGCUACUUCUACUUGAUUGUAUUUAAUGCAUACCUUCAUGAACAGUAUCCUCUGGCCUUUCAGUCCAACUUCAGCCAGUGGAUGUGCUGCCAUGCUUGGCUGUAUAGACUGCUGGCCUGCAUGGACCUAUCAGAGCUGUCGGCCCCGGCUGAGCUGGUCACCAGGGGAGCCCGCAUCCUGGUCGCCGACGAGUACCUGGCUCCCGACGUGCUCGGUACCAUGAAGGAGAUGAAGGCGGUCAACUUCAGACGAGUGCCGAAGAUGCCUGUGUAUGGACUGGCCCAGCCAACAUCAGAGGCCACUGGAGCAGUUCUGGCCCAUUUGACGGAUGAGAAGAGGAAGCACAGCCACGUGUUGUGGGUAAACCUGCAGGAGGAGCUUGUGUUAGAAGGAAAUGGUCAGAUUUUCACACCGAGGGAACCCUUGUGCCUGGACCAGCACAUUCCUGUCCCGUCGUCCGACCCCCAGCUAAUAGAGAAACUGGAGACGUCCCUGAAGGAGGCGAUCCUUCGAGCUCAGAAGUGGCUGGAGGUGACGCUGGAGCAGGACAAACAGAUGAAGAUUUUUAAAAGCUGCCAGACGGUCCAGGAGACGUUCAACCAGCACAAGAGCUCCCACCGGGGCCUCGUCUACAAACGCAUCCCUCUGCCGGACUGCAGCGCGCCCAGGGAGGAGGAUUUUGAUAAGAUGAUGGAGGCCAUGAAAGGUGCCUUGGCUGAGGACUCGCACUCAGCCUUCGUUUUUAACUGCUCCAACGGCAAAGGCAGGACCACGACCGCCAUGGUCGUCGCUGUUCUGACGCUCUGGCACUUCAACGGUUUCCCAGAGUUUGCAGAAGACGAGAUUGUAAGUGUUCCAGAUGCCAAGUACACAAAAGGAGAAUUUGAGGUCGUGAUGCAGCUGGUUCGUCUGCUCCCCGAUGGUCACAGGAUGAAGAGGGAGGUGGACAUGGCCCUGGACUCUGUCAGCGAGACCAUGACACCCAUGCACUACCAUCUGAGAGAGAUCAUCAUCUGCACAUACAGACAGAUCAAAAGUGGUAAAACUGAGAAAGCGUGUCAGCAGCUGCUGCUGAGGAGCCUGCAGUGCCUGGAGCGCUACAUUUACCUCAUCCUCUUCAACACUUACCUGCAUCUGGAGAAGAAAGACUCCUGGCAGCGCUCCUUCACUCUCUGGAUGGAACAGGUGGCUGCCAGGGCCGGAGUUUAUGACAUCCUCAACCAGCUGGCCUUCUCCGAGUUCGAAAACCCGAGGGACACGCAUCUGGCCCGGCUGCGCUGCCGCUGGCAACGGCAAAACAUUCAGUCACUUCCUUUCCGAGGGGAGUUCAUUUGAGAAGAGGAUCACUGUGAACGCACCAAAACAGUACUGUGCUUUUCAGAAUAAAAGUCAUGGUUUUUAUAGUUUCUAUAUUUACCCCUGUAUUAUGCAUUUUUUUCUAUCUUUUUCAUUUUGUGGACGUUUUAUUGUUAAGUCUUUGCAGACUGUUACUCCUAUUCUCUAGGUUGAUAUUUGUGCCUUUGCUCCUUUUUUUUUUUUUAAUUGUAGAUCAUAGAAUUGACUAAUAUUUAUGUUACUUAUGUGUUCCUUUUUGAGUUCUCUCUUUUGAAGAUGUGACAGCCUUUUGGACUUCUGUUACCAAGACAGAAGUCCAAUGUAGUUUGGGAGGUUGAGGAGCGAAUUCCAUUUCUGUUGUCACCUCACAGUAUGUCACAGCUGUUUGCUGUUGUGUGACCCCUUUUCAGCACAGCCGUCACCAGUGGAUCACCAGUGUGCAUUCGUCUGACUUGAGGUCUCCAAUUUUUCAGAAGAUGACCCCGUGUACACAGUUGCGUGUCCGUCUGCUCUUCCUUUUUAUUUUAUACGUGUCAUCACGCAGGUACAGCAUUUUAGUUCAGUUUGAUUUCACUCUAAAGCUGUAAAUGUAUCUCUGUUUUUCGCUUCUGCAAACAUUGGAGGGGUGUUGCUUGAACAGGAAAAUGCCUUUUUCCUUUAAAGAUACAAUCUUCCAAUUUUAAAAUCUGGCGCGCAUAUUACCCACAAUGCAAACCGACCGCCGACAGUACAGUACAGUACUGCUCCCCGAGACCUGUAAACACACUUUGAUGUGUAAAAUUGGCAUUUGAGUUCCCCUUUAAUCAGCGUCACGACUUCACGACGCCUGCCAGUAAAGGUUUUUUCAAAUUCAGUGACAUUACCAGUCAUCAGGAAUCAAAGUAAACGUCUGGCUGUAAAAAAGCCCGGCCUCGCAAACACCUGGGCUCAAGGAAACAUUUGGUAUCAAUCGAUGAAUGGUAAACAUACCCUUUAACAAAGGGUAUAUGAAGACAAAGCUGCCCGACUCACUGUCCAGGACGAUAGAUGAUAAUGUAAUUGUAUUGUCAGACACAGGGCAGCAGGUCUCUUCUAUCCAACAAAAGCCAAUUAUUGUUUUAGCGCGUGUACAUGUCCAGAAUACAGUAAGUUUUACUGUACAGUGUUAUUCUUCCCUUUUUUUAACGUCCUUUUUGUUUUGGUAUUUUGUUAUUCUUCAAUCUGUUAACAUGUAGCUUCAAGUGCGCUGUAAAAUAUGAAUCCUGCCUUAAAACCAGAGAUCCUUCCCCCUCGAUGCCUUUCACUACGAUCUGUUCUAUUCUGUUAAUGUGCCACAUCAUUUGCACUGUAUAUAACUGAUCCAGACUAAUUGAGCAAAAAAGAUUGUGAUGAUUUUAAAAUGAAAUGGAAAUGGAAACAGUUUUUUAUGCUGUAGAGACUUGUGUGCAGGUCGUGAUAACACCUUAAUGUCUUAGCUAUGCUCUUAAUUUAAUUUAGUUGUUGUUUUGGGGGGGUUUUUUGGUUUUUACUUCAUAGAAGCAAUGCCUAAUCAUUUUUUGACUUUAUGUGUCAUUUAUUUUCUUUUUGAGGGGUUAAAAUAAAUAAUUCAAAUAGUUUUAA